Messenger RNA from Phytophthora infestans T30-4, 666 nucleotides. RefSeq lists its product as uncharacterized. The transcript is spliced from 3 exons. The record is from RefSeq and is a predicted model, not a curated record. NCBI's taxonomy places the organism in Eukaryota, Oomycota, Peronosporomycetes, Peronosporales, Peronosporaceae. Bases 1 to 666 code for a protein of 221 amino acids.
AUGGAUCUCGUGUUCGGUGGGGCACCACCACUCUACCGACCGCCCCAAACAUUGGACGGCAGUGCAGAGAUUCUGCAUAUGCUGGAGAAGCGUGUGGACAAUCUAUACAUCGAUUCAGAGGCUGAAUUCGGAUGGGGCCUUCCAUGUAUGGUCACUUCCAAAAUGAAUGUCAACUGCAACACGCAAUACGGCAAAGUUAUCGAGAUCGAGACUGUCACUCCAGUCUCGUGCUCGAUACAGGAGGCAUCUGCGCUUUUGUGGAAGGACCUCAAGACUAUACACGAAAUCCCUGACAAGCGCUAUCGCUACCUACGCGGAAGCAAGCCCAAUUCGCUGGAAAAGAACUUUGUCAUGAAGCUGCGCGGGCAGCACCAUGACAUUGAGAUCAACGGAACUCACUUUUCUCGCAAGUUUGAAGAGGCUCGACGGCUUGAAUUCCGAUCACCAUCCUGGACCACAAUUACAGCUUCGGAAUCCGACCCGCAGCACGCGUCAGUUGUGCGGAGCUAUUUGCGCAUCUAUGCAGAAGUUCAACCCAAUCUGGCAGCCCGUCCAGAAGACGUCGAGAGCGCGCGAGACUUCAUUCUCAACGGCCUCAGCAAGAUGAUGUACGGUUGUGCACAGAAGACUCAAGGCGAGCUUAUCCAGCAUACGCUGGUCAUUUAA